GGUACCUUCCAGCUACACAGAGAAAAAGAAAAAAGCUUCUGCGGUUCCUGCUACAUUUCUGUUGAAGACUAAUAACUUUCUCUCUCAAACACCAUGUCGACGAGUUCCAGCUCGGUAACCGCCGGACCUUCAAACGAAGACGAGUUCCGGUCACCGGCAGUGAUGAUCUCCGGAGAUUCCACCACUCCCUCCUCUUCUUCUUCACUUUCCGGCUUAACCCAAGCCUUUCCUUUCUCCUCUGGGAACCCUAGGAUCGAGGAGACCCGCGGCGUCAUGCACCUCUUCCGCGACGACGCCGUUUCCUCCCCCUCGUCCUCCGAUCUCCCCGUGGAAAGGAAACCUCUUGUUUGCGUGCUUGGAGUGCCGAAUUACAUGACAUAUGCGGAUUUCUGCCAGUUUUGUGGUUCAUUCAUUGAUCACAUCUUAGAAAUGCGGAUUGUCAGAAAUGAUGGAAUGGAGGACCGGUACAGUAUUUUAAUCAGGUUUGACAGUCAGGAAUCCACCGAUAAUUUCUACAAGCAUUUCAACGGGAGGCGAUUCUCAUCCCUAGAGGUAGAGGUUUGCCGUGUGCGUUUCACCAUGGAUGUGCAGUACACGGGCUCAAUCGAACAUGCACAUGGAUCUGCCGCAAGUUCAACUGACCAACCCACAUGUCCGGUCUGUCUUGAGAGAUUAGACCAAGAUAUGAGUGGCAUUCUCACAACUAUCUGCAAUCAUUCUUUUCAUUGCUCUUGUAUUUCAAUGUGGACGGAUUCUUCUUGUCCGGUUUGCCGGUAUUGUCAGCAGCAGCCUGAAAAAUCAAUAUGUUUUGUUUGUCAAACUUCUGAGAAUCUCUGGAUUUGUGUUAUCUGUGGCUUUGUUGGCUGUGGGAGGUAUAAAGGAAAACAUGCCAUAAUACACUGGAAGGAAACACAGCAUUGCUAUUCUCUUGAAUUAGAAACACAACGAGUAUGGGAUUAUGUGGGUGACAACUAUGUUCACCGACUAAUUCAAUCCAAAACUGAUGGAAAGUUGGUCGAGUUGAAUGCCCAUUGCGUGCAUGCUAAUGAUGGGUGUGGAAAUUGUGAAUGCAAAGAUUCUGGACUUAGUGAGACCCUUUUGAACAGUAAAGUUGAAGCUAUUGUUAAUGAGUACAAUGAAUUGCUUGCCACUCAACUUGACAACCAAAAAUUAUACUUUGAGUCCUUACUGCAAGACGUCAAAGAAGAAACUGAAAGGGAAAUUUCUAAAGCUGUGGACAAGGCUGUCGCUCAAAAACUGCAGAAGAUACAGGUCAAGCUGGAUAGAUGUGUUAAAGAAAAAGAAAUUCUUGAAGAUCUUAAUGAGAAUCUGUUGAAAAAUCAGGAGAUUUGGAAAGAAAAGAUACUUGCAAUAGAAGAAAGAGGAAAAAAGGGUUUGAAACUGAAAGAUGAUAAAAUAUGUGACUUGGAAGAACAGCUUAGAGUUCUGAUGGUGUUCCUCGAAGCUGGGAAGACAAUGGAGGACUUAUCGCUGUCAAAUGAAAUUAAGGAUGGAACUGUUUUGCCCACAGAAAUAGAGUCCUCUUCGAGUAAUGGCACUAAGGUAGGGUAAUAAAGCUCUUCCAUGGAAACCACAUGCUGCUUCUGUUAAGCUUGUUCUCUAUCAGGUUGGUGCCUAUGUAUACCCUAUGUUUUAUCUGAUUGGCAAGUUGUGUGUAUGAUUAACACCAGCAUUCUUUCAAAAAUUGUAAAUUCUGAUGUUGUUGUACAUAUCUUUACUGAAAUUUGGGUUAGAAAAAGAGGAGGUGGGAAGAAAAGUGGGGGUGGGGGUUUGGGGAAUAGAGCAAGAGAAUGAUUUAAGAUUCUCCAAUAUUGUUUACAUUACAAUUAAACUUGGUUAAAACAUUUACAAAUCUUCAGGUUUCAGAAUUA
Corylus avellana is the source of this 1892-nucleotide messenger RNA. It is a transcript of the gene BRIZ2, whose product is annotated as zinc finger (C3HC4-type RING finger) family protein. Gene Ontology annotation, molecular function: zinc ion binding; ubiquitin protein ligase activity; nucleic acid binding. Gene Ontology annotation, cellular component: cytoplasm. Gene Ontology annotation, biological process: protein ubiquitination; Ras protein signal transduction. The record is from RefSeq and is a predicted model, not a curated record. Lineage: Eukaryota; Viridiplantae; Streptophyta; Magnoliopsida; Fagales; Betulaceae.